Molecule: messenger RNA, 3286 nt
Organism: Triplophysa rosa
Lineage: Eukaryota; Metazoa; Chordata; Actinopteri; Cypriniformes; Nemacheilidae
Gene: ighmbp2
Product: immunoglobulin mu DNA binding protein 2
Exons: 15
Coding region: 204-3215 (1003 amino acids)
Molecular function (GO): ATP binding; DNA binding; ATP hydrolysis activity
Source: RefSeq, a predicted model, not a curated record
GUUCCAAAUCAUGCGCUGUAAUACAUAAACAGAAGUCAACGCUGUGAAAUAACGGCUUCACACGUGCACGUGUGUGAAAAUGAAUGUAUUAAAUUAUAAAGCUAUGACAGUAUGAAUCUUUAAAUAAUAAGAUUACUUUAAGUUAGAGUGAGUGUAACGAAACCUCUCGAGUUACCAAUCAUUAAUGUGCUGGUGUGACGGCAAUGGAGGUUGAAGAAUUUGUUUCCAAGACACUUGAGCUCCUGCAAGAGGAGAGAGAAGCGGAGUUAGAAGAAGCACGGGCAUGGCAGGAGAACGUAUCUCUCAAAACCUUACAGCAAAAGGGAGUGUGCCUGCUGAAACUUCAGGUCGCAAGCCAGCACACUGGCAUGUAUGGGAGGCUUUUGGUCAUUUUUGAACCCAGAAAAAGUAUAGGACCCUCAGUUCUUCCCAGCAAAACAUUUGGACCUGGUGACAUUGUUGGUUUGUAUCAAUCAGAAGGUCAGGGUCAGCCGUCUCAGUUGGGUUCAGGAGUGGUGACACGUGUCACUCAGACAUCCCUGACAGUGGCUUUUGAUGACACACAAGAUGGUAUCAACUUGGACAGAGAUGGACUUUACAAUUUGAUGAAGCUGGCGAAUGAUGUCACGUACAAGCGGCUCACAAAGGCCUUAAAGUCUUUAAAUUCAUACAGUGGUGGUCCUGCAUCUCACCUGAUCAGCGUCUUCUUUGGUUACUCAGAACCAGGGACCAUAUCACAUCAACAUGCAUUGGAAUUUAGCAACACAGGGUUAGAUCAUUCUCAGAAGGAGGCUGUAGCGUUUGCAAUUUCUCAGAAAGAUGUGGCAAUCAUACAUGGACCACCAGGGACUGGCAAAACCACGACAGUGGUUGAAGUUAUCCUGCAGGCAGUAAAACAAGAACAAAAGGUCCUUUGCUGUGCCCCAUCUAACGUGGCUGUUGAUAACUUGGUGGAGCGUCUGGUGAGAAGCAAGGUCAAAGUUUUAAGAUUGGGUCAUCCAGCACGCCUGCUUGAGUCUAUUCAGAAACACUCACUGGAUGCCGUGCUUGCGCACAGUGACAACACCAACAUCAUCGCUGAUAUUCGAAAGGACAUGGACAAAGCUUUGAGUGAAAGGAGGAAGGCCCGUGACAAGGGCCAGCGGAGCAACAUGAGGCGAGAAAUCGGGGAGCUGCGUCGAGAGCUCAGGUCCAGAGAGGAAACAGCGAUCACUCAGAUCCUGAAGAGAGCGGAUGUUAUUCUAGCAACUAACACUGGAGCAGCUGAUAAUGGUCCUCUGAAACAUCUUCCUAAUGAUCAUUUUGACAUGGUGGUGAUAGAUGAGUGUGCUCAGGCGUUAGAGAGCAGCUGCUGGAUCGCUCUUCUCAAAGCACGCAAGUGCAUACUGGCCGGGGAUUACAAGCAGCUGCCACCCACCAUCAAAUCACAGAGCGCUGCAUCUAAAGGCCUCUCUGUGAGUUUAAUGGAGCGUAUGAUUAAGAAAUACGGAGAUUCAGUGGUCCGAAUGCUGACCACUCAGUAUCGUAUGAACAGUGCCAUCAUGCAGUGGGCUUCAGAGCAGAUGUAUGAGGGCAAACUGAUCGCACACCAGUCAGUGGAGAAACACUUGCUUAGAGACCUGGUUGGGGUUGCUGAUGUUGAGGACACCAGAAUUCCUCUUUUGCUUAUUGACACAGCAGGCUGUGGCCUUAGUGAGAUGGAAGACACGGAUGAGCAGUCCAAAGGGAAUCAAGGAGAAGUAGACAUUGUGGCUCUUCAUAUAAAAGCUCUUACUGGGGCUGGACUUCAAGUCAAAGACAUUGCAGUUAUUGCACCAUAUAAUCUCCAGGUGGAUCUUUUGAGAGAGAAACUGUCCCAUAAACAUGCCGAGCUCGAGAUCAAGUCUGUUGAUGGCUUCCAGGGCCGAGAGAAAGAGGCAGUGGUGUUGUCAUUGGUCAGAUCCAACCGUAGGGGUGAGGUUGGAUUUCUUGCUGAAGACAGAAGGAUCAACGUGGCUGUGACUCGUGCCAGACGGCAACUCACAGUAGUGUGUGAUUCUCAGACUGUUCGAAACCAUGACUUCCUCAAAUCCCUCGUUGACUAUAUGUCUGAACACGGGGAAGUUCGGACCGCAUUCGAGUACCUGGAAGACUGUGUGCCACAGAAUUACACCCGUGAAAGUAAAGACAAACAGCUCGGCAUUAAAGAUGCUUUAUCUACAAAGCAGAAGUCCAAAAACCAGGGCAAGAAACCAGAGCAAGAACAGAAGAAAAAUGCAAACAAGAGCAAAGGAGAGAGUCAGAACAAUGCUCGGUCUGGUCAACAAAAUCAAGCUUCCAACUCACACCAUCCUGAACCCAGAGAUGCUGAGCAGACCCAGAGUAAGAGACAAGAGAUCAAGGAGCAGAUACUAGACUUCCUAAAGGAUCAAAACAAGAAAGAACUACAGUUUUCUUCCUCGCUCAAUUCCCAUGAGCGUCUGCUGGUCCACGAGAUCUCUGAAGAGCUGGGAUUAAAGCAUGAAAGUCACGGAGAGGGGAAGAAACGUCAUGUCACUGUCUCCCGGUCACAGUCAGCCUCGGAAAAUCCAGAGAAAGAGCCAGAGACCCAACCAGCAGAGGUGACUGCAAGCGCUGCAGGGGUGCUGGAUGGAGAAAAAUCAGAGAAACCCUCACAGUCGGCCGUUGAUCUGAAAAGCCUGCAUAUGGAGCGCAUGCGUCGAGAGAUGGAGAAACGAGAAGAGAGAAAACAGCAAAAACAAGAGAGCGUGAAACUGGAGUCAAAUCUCAAUGCCAGUAAAAGCCAGUCGGUUAAGAAAUCUAAAGGCACAACCAAAGGAAGUACUAAGAUGAAAGCAGGAGCAGUGGAUAUUGCUGCAGCUGCCACAGGAGAUGAUGAUUUUGACGCUCUUAUCGAAGCUGUGGUGAAGGCAGACAGCGUAUGCGGCUUUGUCAAGUGUAAAGCCAGCGUCCUCACAUUAGGACAGCUCUGCAUCUACUGUAACAGACAAUACUGUCUGAGUCAUCAUAUACCUGAGGUUCACGGAUGUGGCGACAAAGCAAAAUCUCAGGCUAGAAUGAGGAUCAGUAAGGAGGGGGUGCUGUAUGCCGGAAGUGGACAGAAGGACAAGUCAAUGGACCCAAAUAAAAAAGCACACCUGCAGAGAAAACUUGACUCCAAACUCAAAGGAAUGGCAUCUCACAGAAAAACCAAAGCUAAGGACAAAGAACAAUAACAUUGUAGGACACACUAGAUCUAUUUCAUGGUGUUGGAUUUCAGUUAUAAUGAAUAUUUGUUUGUGUUUUA